Messenger RNA from Pygocentrus nattereri (red-bellied piranha), 2815 nucleotides. RefSeq names its product junctional adhesion molecule-like. NCBI's taxonomy places the organism in Eukaryota, Metazoa, Chordata, Actinopteri, Characiformes, Serrasalmidae. The coding region runs from base 256 to 1497 and encodes 413 amino acids. The transcript is spliced from 11 exons. The record is from RefSeq and is a predicted model, not a curated record.
UCAGAGCUACAGCUCAGUUCUUUUCCCACUGAAACAUUUCUAACUUCCCAGUUUCUUUUUCAGUCAUUUCCUCUAAAGGCUGUUCUCCUCUGAAUGUUUGUGGACUUUGCAACAGAGAUCACUCUGUGCGGCUCACUGUCGUGGACUGUACUCGGUUCUGCUGGCAGCUGGUCACCUUACGUUCUGUUUGUGGUUCUGAGAGUUUAAAGUGGACAAAAGAGCUUUUUUCCCUCUUUGUUGAAGAUCCAGCACAACAUGGCAGGAAACAAAACAGUCGACACCGAAAAACUUGGCACUGUCUUUCCAGAAUCCACACCCUCAGUCUCCUCUCGACUGAAAGCCUUUCGUCGGCAGUUUCAUACAGUCCGUGCUACUGCUGGGGACACUGUCCACCUGCCCUGUCGCCUCUCACCUGAAACCAGUACAGCGGCCAGAGAGGUCAGGUGGUUUAAGGGGACAGACUGUAUUGAAGUGUUCCAGGUCACUGUGGGAAGUGGCUGUGAAGGCAGUGGGAAACUGACACUGAGAGAUGUUAAAGUCACUGAUUCUGGACAAUACAGGUGUGAAAUGCUGGGAGAGAAGAAAGAGGAGAUGUCCGUUAUUCAUCUGCACGUAUCAGAGUUUAAACUGGUCUCCAGAUCAGAAGAUGUUGGAAAGCCGUCUCAUGUUGAGCCUCUGAAACCCACUUCGAAGCAGCAGAGCUCUCCAGAUUUUGGACCUCAUGUUUUUUGUGGUCAUGAUGUCACUCUGCCCUGUUACCUCUCUCCUGAAACCAGUGCUGUUGCCAUGGAGAUCAGGUGGUUUAAAGGGACAGACUGCAUUUACCUGUACCUGAAUGGUCAGGUGACAGAGGGGAGAGGCUACGAGGGCAGAGUGAGCAUGUUCACAGAAGAGCUGCAGAGAGGAAACAUGUCUCUGAGUCUGCGAGAUGUUCAGAGGUCAGAUUACGGAGAGUACAGGUGUGAGGUCACUCAUGGAGGACACAGGGUGAAAAACGAUGGAGUGCGGAUAAAAGAGUUUAAAUUAUUCUCCCUCCCAGAGAACAAUCACUCUCUCAUUCCUCAGCCUUUUACUGUCCAUGCUUGUGCUGGUAAUGAUGUCCUUCUGCCUGGUUUCCUCUCACCUAAAACCAGUGCUGUUGCCAUGGAGAUCAGGUGGUUUAAAGGGACAGACUGCCUUUACCUGUACCAGAAUGGUCAGGUGACAGAGGGGAGGGGCUAUGAGGGCAGAGUGAACAUGUUAACUGAUGAGCUGGAGAAUGGAAACGUAUCUCUGAAGCUGAAAGUUUAUCAGUCAGAUGGAGGAGAAUACAGGUGUGAGGUCACUUAUGGAAAACACAAGAUGGAAAACAUAGUUCACCUGCAAAUAGAGGCUCCAGUUUGUUUGAGUGGUUAUUGGAAGAUGUCAAGGAGAUUUAACAAGGGACCUGAACCUGUUAAAACACCAAAAAAGCGAAAAAGACGUGCGAGUGAUUCGAGUGACCAUCGGCCCAUGUGAGGACAGAAAGAGCAGCUCAGCCACCCAGCAGAGAAACUACAGGAGGAGAGAGAGAGCGAGAGAGUGAGAAAGCGAGAGAGAGAGAGAGAGAGAGAGAGAGAUAUUAAGGGACUUAAGAAUUCAGGAGCACUAUAUGUUUCAGUCUCCGGUGUUUAACAGGUAAAUUUGUAGUCAUUAUAAGCAGCGUCUGAUUCAUUCUUUCCAUGUUGGAUAUUGUACAGCGGUACUUGGACACUAGCUGCUGAAAACCUAAUCAGAAAAGCUGACAGUAAAUAAAAAGAAUUUACAUAAAGUAAACUAGAUAAAAUGAUUACAGUACACUGGAUGCAAAAUGUACCUCAAAAAUCCUACAUCCUCCACAGUGGAGAGUGUUUGGUCGUCCAAGAGCCCAAAGAAUUCCAUUGUUUUUAGGUCAUUAUUUGCACUUCGGUCGUUGUUUGUGAAUUUUUUGUUAUUUUAUAAUCGGAGUGUACAGAAGUUGUGGGCGUGGUCGCAGAGACUUUCCUUUCUGCUUCUUUUUCUUUGUAUCGAGGCUCGUGUCAUAUUUUCAAGUGGUAUCAAACCUGUAGUGAAGAGUUUUUUGGACGUUGGACCCCCUCGAGAUACUCAGUGUUGGAGGUCAUUGCAAACUGCUUAUCUAAUGUGGAAAGUGUAAAAUAGUUCCACACAGCACAAACUUUUUCACCCCAUCUGUUCAUGCGCUGUCACUCAAACUGGGUGACCCUGACUUGGUGGAGAACAUCUGAGAUCACUGGAGGCCUUAGACCUGGGAUGGACAUCAGAGACCAACAUGAACUUCAUCUUUGUAGACUGAACUGAACCAGUGCUGCUGUGUCUGUUUACAGCGAUGAAUCUUUAUAUCUGUGAACCAAAGUCGUCAGCAUAGAUUUUAGUGUCGUAAUGAAUCAGUACAUAUAAUCUGAUUCACAUAUAAUUUGCUAAAUGGUUUUUAUUUGUAUUUCUUUGUUUUUGUCUUUAUGUUCUUUGCAGUCAGAUUAAAGAUGAAAGACUGUGACAUGAUUUAUUUAUUAGAUUUUAUUUGACAUCAUGAAAACCUGGACUUCCAUUUUUCAGCCUGUGUUUUUGUGUUUAUGCAGAUUUGUUGACAUGCUGGGAUGUUUUUCCUUUUUAUGCUUUAACACAGUAAUAAGAUGUAAAUCAAUGUAAUGAUGUGAUUCUGUAAUUUGAUUUGUCUUCUGUUUUUACCUUUUUGAUGUAUCCCCAUCAUUGAACAUUUGAAUGGGUGCUUUUCACAUGUUUCAGAAUGUUCAUUUUGAUGUUUUAUUAAAAGUUAUUUGAUCUGUGGGACUAAAGCCAA